Molecule: messenger RNA, 1101 nt
Organism: Melitaea cinxia (Glanville fritillary)
Lineage: Eukaryota; Metazoa; Arthropoda; Insecta; Lepidoptera; Nymphalidae
Product: probable rRNA-processing protein EBP2 homolog
Exons: 5
Coding region: 118-1062 (314 amino acids)
Biological process (GO): ribosomal large subunit biogenesis; rRNA processing
Cellular component (GO): nuclear periphery; preribosome, large subunit precursor; nucleolus
Source: RefSeq, a predicted model, not a curated record
AAGCUCUCUCUGUGUUUCGCACGUUGUUGUCGUUACGUUUUGAGGUUAUGUUAGUUUUCUAUCAGUGUUGUAACUUGUAAGUGAUAACUUAUUUUAUGAAAUUAAUAAUUAAUCAAAAUGAGUGACUUUGUACUCAAUGACAGUGAAACAGAAGUUGAUUCCGAUGAAGAGCUUCAAGAGGCUUUCGCCAAAGGUCUCCUUAAACCAGGUCUUAAUGAGGAAAUUGAGAGGGUCGAGAAGAAAUAUGUGAACAAUGUAGCUGAUUUAAAGGCGAAAUUAAAAGAGUUUGAAUUAAAAUUACCAUGGAUUGAAACAUUGGAUUUGGUGACGACUGUGGCUCCCAUGGCACCUGAUGUAGCUUUACAAAUGCAACAGACAGCACUAAGGAGAAAAAAUAUUACAGAAAAUACUAAGGGCAAAGUAGAAUAUGAUCCAACUCAAGAUCCUGUCUUGAAUGAGUUUAAGAGAGAGAAUCUUAUCCAUCGUCAAGCACAAGCUGCUGUUGUUGAUGGAAUCAAACGUCUUAAGGAACUAAAUAUACCCACAAAGAGGCCUGACGAUUACUUUGCUGAAAUGGCAAAAUCAGAUGAACACAUGCAGAAAGUACGUAAGAAUUUAAUGGCGAAGCAGGCGGCACAGGCUCGUACGGAAAAAGUACGACAGUUAAGAGAUCAGAAGAAAAUAGCUAAGAGAGUUCAGAUUGACACAAAACUGAAACAAGCAGCUGAUAAGAAACAGAUGCUGGAGCAACUCAAGAGAGUGAGGAAAGGAAAAUCGACUGAUUUAGACUUUUUAGAAGACAAUAAAGGAAACAAUUCAAAUAAAGGCAAUCCUAAAAAUAAAGUUAACAAAAAGCGAGCAAUGAAAGAUAAAAAGUUUGGGUUUGGAGGUAAAAAGAAGGGAUCUAAGCUGAAUACUAGAGAAUCUACUCAUCAAAUAGAUGGAUUUAAUAGUUCAGCUAAGAAGAAACCCUUCAAUUUUAAAACUAAGAACUUUAAACCGAACAACAAAAAGAAGAAUCAGAGGCCAGGAAAAUCAAAGAGAAAGAAUGCUAAAAGAUAGUCUUAGCAUGUUAAUAUAAAUAAAUAUAAUUUUACUUCA